AUAAUAAAUCACACAGCCCAAAAAAUUAGGUCAGAAUUGGAUGUUGGAAAUAAUAUGGUUUAUUAUGUAUUGCUAAUAAUUACAGAUGGUGUAAUCACAGAUAUGCAAUCAACAAUAAGAGCAAUAAUCAAAGCUAGUUCAUUACCUCUAUCAAUAGUUAUUGUCGGUGUGGGAGAUGCUGAUUUUACCAAUAUGCAUAUAUUGGAUGCUGAUGAUGUACCUUUAACUGUAUAUUUUCAAACGGAAUAUUCAAAAUAUUUAUUACCUAAAGAAGUUUUAGAAGAAAUCCCUGAUCAAUUUUUAGGUUAUAUGAAAAGAAAUAGAAUAAGACCUCGUCCUCCUAUUAAUAACGAAAUUGUUCAAUUAAUUGAUAAAAGCUACAGAACCAAUAAUGAUUAUGGUAAUGCUAGUAGUAAACUAUAUGUAAAAAAUUUUAUUGGUUCAUGA
This is a messenger RNA of Diversispora eburnea, 447 nucleotides long. Lineage: Eukaryota; Fungi; Glomeromycota; Glomeromycetes; Diversisporales; Diversisporaceae. The record is from the annotation of a GenBank genome assembly.